Molecule: messenger RNA, 2082 nt
Organism: Cavenderia fasciculata
Lineage: Eukaryota; Evosea; Eumycetozoa; Acytosteliales; Cavenderiaceae
Gene: mgp2
Product: RhoGAP domain-containing protein
Exons: 4
Coding region: 1-2082 (693 amino acids)
Biological process (GO): signal transduction
Cellular component (GO): cytoplasm
Molecular function (GO): GTPase activator activity
Source: RefSeq, a predicted model, not a curated record
AUGGCAACAACAGCCCCCGCUACUACUACAGCUAAUAAUGCGACAGCAGUAAACAAUUCAGCUCCAAAGUACAAGUUUUCUGAUAAUCUUUGGGAUGGAUUUGAUUUAUUAUGUAAAAAGACAGAGAGUGAUUUAUCAUCAUCGAAAAACAUAUUAUUAUUCUUUAAGAAACGUGCAGAGUUGGAAGAUCAACAUGCAAAGAAGCUAGAAAAGCUUGUAUCAAAGCUCAUCAAUGAGCCAGUACCAGAGAUCAACACUGUCAAUAGUGGAUGGAAAAAGAUAGUCAAUGCGACGUUUACAGAGUCUGAGAACCAUACACUACUCAACACCAACACGUUGAACAAGGUAUGUCAACCAUUCCAAGCAAUGAUCAAAGAUAUGGAAAACAAACGCAAAAAGAUUGUAAACGAAGGUGUAAAGUUACGUGCAGACAUGAAGGAAAUGGUUGAUGCUCUCAAGAAAUCACAAGCCAAAUAUGAAAAGGUUAGCAAGGAUUUGGAAAUGACUAAAUUGGAAAUCAAAGAUGCUCGUGAAUUUGCAGACACCAAUCCAGAUACCAUCACAAAACUCGAAAGACGUAGAGAAAGAUUAGAACAAGAACAAGCUGCUUCAGAUGAUGAAUAUAAAGAACAAAUUAAAGCAACAAAUGAUUUUCAACAUUUAUUUAAUGUUGAAAAAUUACCAAAAAUAUUAUCAGAUUUUGAAGGAUUUAUGUUACAACAUACACAUUUAACAAAGACAUAUUGGACAAAUUGGUCAAAUAUAUUAAAAGAACAACCACCACUUUUCCAACAAUCAUAUGAUGGAGUUAGACGUACUGUUGAACAGAUUGACAGUCAAAUCGAUGUUCAAGAAUUUAUUAAAAAGAAUCAAAUGAAAAAGGUUGUCACUUCACCCUACCAAUACGAACCAUACGUAGAAGGUAGACUUGACAAGAAAAAAUCAUCAUUUGCUGGUUUCAAUACAUUAAAAGAUCAAUUCUUUAAAAAGAGAGAUGAUGGAACACCAAAUGGAGCACCAGCAUAUACAUCAAGUGGAAAAUUAGCAGUAAAGGAAGCAAUUCUACCAACAGCUUCAUUUGGUGUAAAUUUGGAAGAAUUGAUGGCCAAACAAAAAGAUACACACCCCAAUUUGGAGGUACCAAGAGCAAUGGUUGUUUUGGCCGAAUCCAUUACCAGUCUCAAGGGACACGUCUCUGAGGGUAUUUUCAGAGUACCUGGUAUUGUCAGUUCGAUCAAGGCAUACAAGUUGCGUAUCGAUCAAGGCAAUUUUGAUUUGUCGGCGAUAGACGAUGUCAGAACACCCGCCGCUCUCUUUAAACAGUGGCUUCGUGAUAUCCCCGAACCCAUCAUCCCAGACACUCUCUACAAGAGUGCUAUUGACAAUCCUGCAGGCUCACUCGAGCUCAUCAAAAAGAUUCCACCCAUCAACCUCAAGGUCUUGACCUACCUCAUUCACUUUGUACAGAUCUUUACAAAGUAUGAGUUUGUUGCACACAGCAAGAUGGGUACCAGCAACAUGGGUAUGAUUUUCGCACCAACCAUUCUCAGAUGUCCAUCCAACGAUCCAAGCGUCUUGCUUCAAAACGUCAACCAUGAAAAGGCAUUUGCCGAAAGUCUCUUUGCCAACUUUCCUCAAUCUGGCGAUUUCCUCGGUCUUCCUGUCAGCAUGAGCGACGCUCUCAAGGACGAAGAUGAUAUUGAAGAAUUACAAAUGGACGAUGAUGAAAGUGGUCCAGAUUCUGAUAAUGAAAUCAUUCAUGACCAAAAUAUUAAUAGUCGACAUAGUCAACAGAUCAUUUAUUCAUCGAGUCAAAAUUAUGAUGAAGAUGACAUUUAUCCACCACCACAAUCAACUACUCCACCACCUCAACAAAGACCCAUUUCAACAUCUUAUACAUCAGUUGAUACAACACCACCAGCAUAUUCAACAACACCAGAACCUUCUCCUUUGAAUGCUAGUAGUGGUUCAACUACACCAGGUUCAUCUUCUCCUGCAACAUCUCCACCCGCACAACCAAGAAAAACAUUUGCAUGGACAAAGGGUGUAUCUAGAAGUGUAACUCCUUCUCAACCUCAAUAA